AUGCUCCUUUCUGUAGCGGAUUUUAUUGGAGUAUCGAAAGCCUCAGCAUGUAGGAUAGUAAAGAAAGUUACCAGUGCUAUAGCGUCACUAUCACCUCGCUACGUAAAAAUGUAUUCUACGAAUGCAGAAAUGAAUAGGGCUGCGGAAGAGUUUUAUCGAUUUGCAAGAUUCCCACGAGUUAUUGGUGCUAUUGAUUGUACACUUAUCAAGAUACAAUCACCAGGAAGAGAAGACGGUGAAAUAUAUCGCUCAAGAAAAGGUUUUUGUGCACUGAAUGUGCAGACAGUUUCUGACGCACGUUUAAAAAUUCGGAAUAUUGUUGCGAGGUGGCCUGGUUCGUGUCACGACCAAACCAUAUUUAACAACAGUAGUUUAAAAGAAGCCUUUCAAAAUGGGAUGUAUGGACGAUAUAUGCUUGUUGGAGAUAGUGGCUAUAAAAUUAAUCCAUACCUUAUGAUACCUUCACAUCAACAAGUACAAACACCAGCUGAGAACUUGUACAAUGAAUCGAUUAUCAGAACACGGAAUGUGGUUGAACGUCAAUAUGGAGUGUGGAAAAGAAGAUUUCCAAUUUUAAGUUUAUGCAUGAGGCUGCAGAUAGAAACAACAAUGAAUGUGAUAGUUGCGACUGCAGUACUACAUAAUAUGGCCAUAGACAUGAAUGAGAGUAUUCCUGGAGAAUGGACCAAUCCAUUUAACGCAGACGAAGACGAAAUUGAACAGGAUGACGAUCAUUACGUAGAAAGCUCAACCUUUUCUAGGUAG
Messenger RNA from Onthophagus taurus, 765 nucleotides. Its product is annotated as putative nuclease HARBI1. The record is from RefSeq and is a predicted model, not a curated record. Lineage: Eukaryota; Metazoa; Arthropoda; Insecta; Coleoptera; Scarabaeidae.